This is a messenger RNA of Fulvia fulva, 675 nucleotides long. Its product is annotated as Mitochondrial import inner membrane translocase subunit tim23. Bases 1 to 675 code for a protein of 224 amino acids. The record is from RefSeq and is a predicted model, not a curated record. The transcript is spliced from 2 exons. Gene Ontology annotation, biological process: protein import into mitochondrial matrix. Gene Ontology annotation, molecular function: transmembrane protein transporter activity. Gene Ontology annotation, cellular component: mitochondrial inner membrane; TIM23 mitochondrial import inner membrane translocase complex. NCBI's taxonomy places the organism in Eukaryota, Fungi, Ascomycota, Dothideomycetes, Mycosphaerellales, Mycosphaerellaceae.
AUGGGCAUCUGGGACGCCUUCACCGGCAAGAAAUCACAACCCACCCAAGAAGCCACCCCCGAAGGCUUCGUCUCCUCCCCCGAAGGCAUCGCAGUGACACCCACCUUCGAUGCACCCACCACAGACGACAUCGGCUCCUUCAUCUCACAGCCCGGCGCUUUCGACCCUAGCGCCCUCCACCCUCUCGCGGGCCUCAACAAAGACACUCUAGACUACCUCACCCUCGACGACGACGUCCUCUCCGACCUUCCGGGAGCAAAAUCCCUUCUCCCAUCCCGAGGCUGGUCUGACGAUCUCUGCUAUGGCACAGGAGUGACAUAUCUCGCCGCGCUAUCUAUGGGAGGAGCAUGGGGUCUAGCAGAAGGGUUGCGAAAGGUGCCCAGCGAUGCGCCGCCGAAGCUGAGGCUGAACAGCGCGCUGAAUUCGAUUACGAGGCGGGGUCCGUUCCUAGGAAAUAGUGCAGGAGUAGUGGCGAUGAUGUACAAUGGCGUCAAUAGUACGAUUGGGUAUUAUCGGGGGAAGCACGAUGCUUUCAACAGCAUAGCAGCCGGAGGCAUAAGCGGUUUCAUAUUUAAAAGCUCGAGAGGAGUACGGCCGGCGAUGAUUUCCAGCGGAAUCGUUGCAUCGGUUGCGGGCGCGUGGGCACUAACACGAAAAGUCGUGUUCGACGAGUAA